UUUUUUUUUUCUGUGUAUUUAUUUACAGAUGGGGCAUGACUGGGGUUGGUUGGAUUCUGAACAAGACUAUCCCAAUGACUCUGAGUUGAGCAAUGACUGCAGGUCCCUCUUCAGCUCAUGGGACUCCAGUUUUGAUCUUGAUCUGGGCAGCUGGAGGGAAACUGAGAAGCCAGGGGCUGAGGAACUAGAGGAAAGCAGCCCAGGGAGAGAAGCUAGUGAGCUGCUUGUGAGGGACGGAGGCAGUGAGGAAUCUCAGGAAGAGGCAGAGCAAGUCAGCCGCCAGAACCUCCUCUUUCUUUCUGAGGUAGCUUAUUUAAUGGAGCCGUUGUGCAUUAGCAGCAAAGAAUCAAGUGAAGGCUGCUGCCCUUCAUCUGGUACCAGACAAGAGGCAAGGGAAAUUGAAGCUACUGAAGGAAAGGGGGAGCCCUACAGAGAACCUGAAGAACUUUCAGCCAAGGAAGGCCACUUAGUCGCUGAGAAGUCAUCACUGGGAGAAAAUGGAAGGCCAGAGGUGACUCCACCUCCCUCAGAUAUUUCAGCACUUCAGGAACAAUCCAUAGAGAGCAAAGAGGGGGGAGUUCAGCAAGAAUCCAAAGAGGAGGACCAGGGUGAAGGGUAUGUGUCAGAAAUGGAGGACCAGCGUUCUUCAGGUGAGUGUGAUGAUGGCUGCAGCGCCCAGGAGACUCCUCUGGUGGAUAUCCUUUUCAGUCGUGCUACCUCCUCAAAGCUGUAAGUAUAGAUUUUUAUCCAAGAUUGUUAGGAUUCAUACUUUUACUUGUCUUUAUGCCUAUUUGAAUUUGUUGCCAUGAGCAUUGAUUACUUUUGUAAUUUGAAAAAUAGAAUUAGAGUUGGAAAACACUAGAAAUAGAAUUAAAUACAAUUCUACUAUAUAAAUAGUAGUCUCUAUGCUUUCACCUUAUAAAAUAGGACUGUUUCAUCAACAUUAAGAAUCUCUUUCAUAAGUAAUGCUUGUCUCUAUGUUUAUUCAGGAAAUAUUGAUGAGUCAGCUUGUCACUCAAGUCUAAUAUAUAAACUGUACUUUUAAAAAUACUAAAACAUCUCUUAUUAACUUGAAGUUAAAAAGUAUUUCUAAGAUAUUAUGUCCCUUGUUACUUUUUAUCACAGGUCUUGGGAAAUUGUUUAUAAUUUUUUUUAGCAUAAAUAACUCUAAGCCACAGAGCACGUUUUAGAAUGUUAAUUUUUUUUCAGUGAAGUGAAUUUCUUUUUAAAUCAGAAAAACAAGGUAUUUCUAGUUUUAGUAACAAAUAGUUCCUCUUCUGGGCCUAGUCUGGUGUCUAUGUAUUGAGAGAAGAUAGCAUGAACUGUUUUUUCUUCUUCACUACAUCCUAGAUCCAUCCACAUUAUCUGUGGUAAGGCAAACCAAUAAUUAUUUUAGCCUAAGGUCUACCACUGAACCAUGCAUAUAUAUUCUUGUAAAUAGUAGAUUUCAAAUUUUUGUUACACAAGUAGAAUACAGCUAAAAACCUAGAUGUUGAAGAAUUACUUCCUUUGCUUUUCUAUAAUUGCCUUUGUAAGUAUGAGCAGAUGGCAUGUGAUGACUAUCCCCCAAACAGGAAAUCGCUAAUCUGGGACGUUUUUUCUCAUGACAUGUCAGCAUCUUGAAAUGCAAACUCCACACUCUUAUCUUAGAAUUUAGGUUAAACAUAAAAUCUUUAUUAGAAAGCUGUAGAUACUAGUAAUUGAGUCUUCUUGACUAGAUAGCUUAAGGAGAAACAGGUAUUUGAGUUCAGUGUUGUCAUUGUGGAAGCUUAAAACUACUUUGGAAGAUAGACAUUCCUUUGGUCCCUCUCUUCUGGCUUCUUCCUUAGUCUGUACUGACUCUCGGGGUAAAGUAGAACUUUUGGAGUACCACUGUUAAGUCUGCAGGUCCUUUUUACUCCCACAAUUUUACUUGUAGUUGCUUGGCAUGCAUUCCCAAAUAGAUGGAAAUAAAGGUAAGCAAGGGGUUGUUUCUUAAAAUAUUGCAAAGGUGAUUGAUUAUGAAGUUAUCGAGCUUAUCGCAGUACAUUUUACAUAAUGGAAACUUAAUAUCUCUUUUGUGGAUAUAUGAACAAAACUGUAUCAGAACUAGGGACUUAUUGUUUAUCCUGGCUGACUGACCAGAAACAAAGGAAGAGGUUUGCUUUGGGCUUUAAAUGUCUUGUUCUUGUAGGGUUCUGGGCUUAAGGAUAAAUUGAUUUUUGUGGUAUAUAAUUUAGAUACAAGUGAGAUAGUGCAUUAUGAAAAUGAAUUGUUAUAUGGAGUUGUUCAAACUGGAGAAAGAUGAAAUAUGAGUUGUGUUCAAAUGGAUGCACACAAUAUGGUACAUAAAGCAAAACGAGGGUGUAAAACCUUAUGUGUGAAGAGAGUCCGUUUAGACAGAAUAAGGCAGUGUAUAAAGUAUGAAGUGUAACAUGAUAUUUAACUUUGGAGUAAAUAGAAAACUUGCCAACUGGGAAAACUAUAAAAUGAAAUAAAACGAGCAGUUGUACCUCUAAAGAAAAAACUAAAUAAAUUAGGCAGUUUAGCCCAGAGAAGGAAGGACCAUGAGGAGAAAUGAAUUUGUCUUGGUAUUUUAAAGUUACUAUACAGAAAAGAAAAUGAAACAGAAAAAUAUUUAAAUUGUAUAGCAUUCAGGUGAAGUUUGAGAGAAUUCCUUGGGAUAUGAAACCAAGUUUUGUCCCCCACUAUGGAAACAUGGGAGAAAUACUUAUUAAUGUGACAUAUUUCUGUAUAAAAAGAGGACCAGAUUCAUGUAUCAAAUAUUCCUUUGAGCACUUAAUAUGUGCCAGGAACUUGGGAGACAUCAGUAAACAAAGACUACACUCAUAGACCAGUUGUUUAGAGUCAUAGGUGCUGAAGUGCAAGAUUGCAAAAGGCACAGGCAGUUGCUUAUAAGAAUGUUACAACUUCAUUUGCUAAUAGUGAUCAGUAGAGAAUACUUAUAGUCUAGCGUCCUUUAUGGAAGCCUUAAAUAUGUUUUCAUUCCUGUGAUGUUAUUUCCUUCAGAUGUUAGCUAGGGGC
Capra hircus (goat) is the source of this 3024-nucleotide messenger RNA. Its product is annotated as bromodomain-containing protein 8-like. The transcript has 3 exons. Bases 29 to 733 code for a protein of 234 amino acids. NCBI's taxonomy places the organism in Eukaryota, Metazoa, Chordata, Mammalia, Artiodactyla, Bovidae. The record is from RefSeq and is a predicted model, not a curated record.